Molecule: messenger RNA, 745 nt
Organism: Vanessa atalanta (red admiral)
Lineage: Eukaryota; Metazoa; Arthropoda; Insecta; Lepidoptera; Nymphalidae
Product: apolipophorin-3-like
Exons: 4
Coding region: 119-676 (185 amino acids)
Biological process (GO): lipid transport
Cellular component (GO): extracellular region
Molecular function (GO): lipid binding
Source: RefSeq, a predicted model, not a curated record
CCGCGACCCUCGCCCCUCGGCCGCCGCACCGCGACUUAAAUAGCGUGGUAACUCCCGGAGCCAGCAUACUGUCCUCGGCUCUCCAGAUACCAACAUUACCCUGCACCACAUCUUCAAAAUGGCCAAGUUCGUUGUUCUUUUCUUCGCCUGCUUGGCAUUUGCAUCAGCAAGACAAGUCCGCCGCGAAGCUCCCACUCUCCUCCAGGAUGUCGAGAAGAAUGCUGCUGAGUUCCAGAAAACUAUCACUGAGCAAUUCAAUGCAAUCACCAACUCGAAGAAUACCCAGGAAUUUAACAAGGUGCUGAAAGAAGGUUCGGACUCCGUACUGAAGUCGCUCUCGUCGUUCUCCAGCACCUUACAGGGCGCGAUUCAAGACGCCAGUGGAAAGGCUAAAGAGGCUUUGGAACAAUCGAAGGCCAACUUGGAACACACAGCGGAGGAGUUACGUAAAGCGCAUCCCGACGUGGAGCAGCAAGCCAACGAACUGGUGCAGAAAUUCCGAAACGCCUUAUCGAAAACCGCAGAGGAAUCCCAAAAGUUGGCCAAGGAAAUCGGUGCUAACAUGGAGCAGACCAACCAGAAGCUGGCGCCUCAGAUCAAGCAGGCCUACGAAGAUUUCGUCAAGCAAGCCGAGGCGGUACAGAAGAAGCUGCACGAAGUCGCCAACAAGCAGUGAGCGCGCGCGAUGCGUCCAUCCCUUUUGUGAUAAACAUAAUAUGUCUUUAAUAAAAUAGUUAUAUUAUUA